This is a messenger RNA of Closterium sp. Yama58-4, 1329 nucleotides long. Lineage: Eukaryota; Viridiplantae; Streptophyta; Zygnematophyceae; Desmidiales; Closteriaceae. The record is from the annotation of a GenBank genome assembly.
AUGCGGCGCAAAAAUCCGAGCUUUCUCUCCCAACUCCCUUUCGCCCACACCAGCGACGGCACAUUCCACGUGUGGGAAACAGAGUCGUGGACAUGCCAGCAGUGGUCUGUGGGCGCACAGCAGAUCACCGCAGCAGCAUGGAGUCCUGACAGCCGUGUGCUGCUACUCGCAUUCCAGUCCACGCCCACCCUUGCCGCCGUGCACAUAGCCCGCUCGCCCCCUGCACUGGACAUCCAUGUGCUGCCUCUGGAGCUGCCAGAACUUGCCGCCCUCAUGAUUGACCCCAUGGUUCCACCUGAAUUAUCCACCUUUGGGGGAGUGCAGGACAUGGCAUGGGAUCCCACGGGCAGGCGUCUGGCCCUCUCCUUCUCGUCUGCGCGCAUGGACACGGCUGGACUGGUGGCACUCUUUGAUACUCACCUGGCGCCCAUCCUCACCGCCACCCUCCUGGGAGCAACCAGUUGCACCUCUUGCCAUGUCGUUCCGUCCAAACUUCAAGCACGGAGCCUUUCUGUCUGUUCUGUGGUCCUCUGGGUUCUGCCGGACAUACCCGCUGCUCUUCACAGGCUUCUGAGUGCCUCUUUAAAUGAAACUCGUGGUUUCAACAACUGGCGAUCCUUGAGCGCCACGUGGAGAGCCGCCGGCUCGCUAGUAGCAGCAAUGGGCGCGGGGCUUGUAUCGGAGACCCUCCACGCGCCCGCGUUCCUCGCGGGGUGGCGGCGGUGGCGCAUCAGCCGGUGGGGGAAGUCCGCCGUCGUCGACCCUUGCCUCGCCAUCUUCCGCCGGGGAGCGGAUCCGAAGCAGCUCGCCUUUUCUCUCUCCCUUGGCUUCGUCACCGGGCUCUUCCCUCUCUGCGGUCUGACAGCAGCGCUGUGUGCAGUGGUGGCGUAUGUGCUGCGCACCAGGAGCCAUGGUCCCACCAUGAUGUUUGCCACGUUCCUCGCCACGCCUGUGGAAGUCAGCCUCAUAAUCCCCUACAUGCGUCUGGGAGAGUGUCUAGCACGGUCGGACCAUCUCGCCAUCUCGCCCACAGCACUGAUCGCUGCGCUCUCCUUCUCUCACUCGGGGAGCAAGGCCUCCGCACGCCUUCUCCUCGGCCUGGUCCAUGCGGUGCUCGCAUGGCUGGUGACCGCCCCUCUGCUUGUCUGGCUCUUCUACCGCUUGCUGCUUCCCUUGGCGGUUCGCUUCACGAGACGAGCACCCCUCUCCCAUGUCACCACCGGUAUAGUCAUAGGCAGUAGCUCCAUGCUGGUGGUGUGCAUGUUGCUGGUAGCAGUGCAAGCAGCAUCACACAUCCCACACACACGCACGCUGUGCACUCGCAUGUGA